Messenger RNA from Closterium sp. NIES-67, 3174 nucleotides. The record is from the annotation of a GenBank genome assembly. NCBI's taxonomy places the organism in Eukaryota, Viridiplantae, Streptophyta, Zygnematophyceae, Desmidiales, Closteriaceae.
GGGGGAGGAGGAGGUGAGGGGAAGGGGGAGGGAGGAGCUUGGAGUGAAGCUGAUGCAAGGAAGGUGUUUGCUCGAGCGAGGCAGCAAGCUCUGCUGGCCAAAAUGCGGGCAGCACAGCAGAGAUUCGCAGCAAGCGUCAAACAGGACCCGGGAAAGGGGGCAGGCAAGAAUGAGGACGAAGAGGAGGAUGAGGAAGAGGAGGAAAGGGAGAAGGGACGGAUGGGGAGAGGGGGGGUCUUUUCUGGGAGGGAUGUGGAGAUGGGAGGGGUGGAGGAGGAGGGAGGGGAGAGGAAGUCAGGCAAGAGGCGGAAGGGGAAGGCAGUGGUCGUUGAGGAGGAGGAGAGGGAGUGCGUGUUGUGCAGGGAGGGAGACAAGGGCGGAACGUCUUCCCCACUGUGUCACAUCGUUUUCUGCCAGAAGUCUCGCCUCGUCGGCCUCUCCAGCCGACUCACUCCCACCUGGCAAGGGGGCGCCCGUCCCUCUGCCGCUACUGCUCUUGCUGCCUCCCCUGGCGCUACUGCUGCUGCUGGCGGUGCUGGUGCUGCAGCACCCACAGGGGCAGCAGCAAGAGCAGCAGGUGCAACUGGGGCAGGUGCAACUGGGGCAGGCGGAACGGCAGGUGCUGCUGGUGGGUGGCUGGCUGGUCUAGGACUCGGGGAAGGGGCAGGGACGAGGGGAGGGGGAGGGGCAACUGGUGGAGGUGCUGCUGGGGAAGGUGGGACUGGAGGGCGGCAGCAGGGUUUGGGGCAAGCAGUUAUCUUGCUGGGGGGAGCACGGGAAGGUGCAGGUGCAGGGGCAGGGGCAGGGGCAGGAGCGGGUAUAGGCGCAGGUGAAGGGACAGUAAGGACAGGAGCGACAGUCCCAGAAACAGGCACAGCACCAGCAACAGCAACAGGAACGAUAGCAACAGCAGGCACAGCAACAGCAGGCACAGCAACAGCAGCAGGAAGAGGAGCAGGAACAACAACGACUACAACAGGGACUUGGGUGCAAGCCACCGAGUUCCUAGACUGGAUCAGAGCCACUCUCAGGGAAGGGGGAGGGGGGCCUGUGACUGUACAGGGGGCGCGGGGCGAGUGGCAGGUGGACGGCGAGGAUCUGAUGGAUAUCCUGCAGCAGGAGCUACCGGGGGAGGUGCGAUUCACCACCACUAUAGGAGCAGAUGGUGGUGCGGGUGGGAAUGAUGGUGCUGCUUCAACCGCUUCUGAUUAUAACGAGGAUGGCAAUGGAAGUGGCAGUGCUGAGGAGGAGGAGGAGGAGGAGGAGGGGGGGGAGGAGGGGGAGGAGGAGGGGGAUGAAGAUGAGAUGAUGGAUGGACAGGGGUUGCUGCUUCUGGGAGAGAACGAGCUGGGAGACGCAGGGGAAGAGAUGUUGUCAGAUACUGAUGGUGAUAGCGCCGCGGAGGAUGAUGACGAUGAUCAUGAUGAUGAUGAUGGUGGUGGUGGUGGUGGAGAUGGGGAUGGGGAUGGGGAUGGUGAUGAGAUGAUGCUAGAUGCUGCUAGUCUAGGGGUGGGAGAGGAGGAGCGGGAGGAGCGGGAGGUGUGGGCGGAUGGGGAAGAGGACCCAAUGGGGGAGGGGGAGGAGGGGGCGAGGGAAGGGGACACUCCCAUGGGGAUGGAAGUUGAAGGUGCUUUCGCCACUACUGCUACUGCUAAUUCCGCUGCUACUGCUGCUACUGCUGCUGCUACUACUGCUGCUACUGUGGGAAAUGAUGCUGCUGUUGCUGCUACUGCUACUGCUGCUGCUGCUGCUGCUGCUGCUGCUGCUGCUGCUGCUGCUGCUGCUGCUUCUCCUGCUGCGACAGGAGCUAUGGCUGCUGGUUUAGCUGCGGAUCAAACAGCAGCAGAAGAAGAAGCAGGAGCAGGAGCUGGAGCACGAUCAGGAUUAGCAGCAGAAUUAGCAGCAGCAGAAGCAGAAUUAGCAGAAGCAGAAGCAGAAUUAGCAGCAGCAGAAGCAGAAGCAGGAGCAGGAGCAGGAGCAGGGGCAGGAGCAGGAUUAGCAGCAGAAAUAGCAGCAGCAGAAGCAGAAGCAGAAGCAGCAGAAGCAGACUUAGCAGCAGCACAAGCAGAAUUAGCAGCAGCAGCAGCAGAAUUAGCAGCAUCAGCGGCAGGGGCAGAAUCAGCAGCAGCAGAAGCAGAAGCAGCAACAGCAGCAGAAGCAGAAGCAGAAGCAGCAGCAGCAGCAGCAGCAGCAGCAGCAGUGGAGCGGGCGGGUGCAGGAGGCGUGGACGCUCAAGGCGUGGGUAGAAUGGGAGCAUUAGGAGCAAUUCAUGCAACAAGGCAGGCAGGAAUGGAGGUUGCUACAGGCGGUGGUACAGGCACUGCUACAGUCCUAGGCGCAGGAGCAGCAGGGGCAGCAGGGGCAGCAGGGGCAGCAGGGGCAGCAGGGGCAGCAGGGGCAGCAGGGGCAGCAGGGGCAGCAGGGCCCACUGCAACAGGAAGGGUGCGAGGGGGAGAUGGGGGAGAUGGGGGAGAAGGGGGGACACGAGCAGGCGAGGGGGGAGCCGCCAGGGGGAGGCUGGACACAGUGCAGGCAGUAGCAGGGGAGGGCGGGGGAGGGGGAGAGGGGGGGGAGGAGAGGGAGGAUGGGAUGGUAGGGGGAGGGAUGGCGAGUGGGGUGUGUGUGAAGGGGUGUGGCCACGUGAUUCACCACUCGUGCAUGGACCAGUACUUUUCAAGUCUGUACCAGCGUGGUGUGUCGAGUGCGGCUGUGAUGUCUUUUGAGGCGCCUCAAAAGAAUUUUGAGGCGCCUCAACGAAGAUCAGUGGUGUGUCGAGUGCGGCUGUGAUGUCUUUUGAGGCGCCUCAAAAGAAUUUUGAGGCGCCUCAACGAAGAUCAGUGGUGUGUCGAGUGCGGCUGUGAUGUCUUUUGAGGCGCCUCAAAAGAAUUUUGAGGCGCCUCAACGAAGAUCAGUGGUGUGUCGAGUGCGGCUGUGAUGUCUUUUGAGGCGCCUCAAAAGAAUUUUGAGGCGCCUCAACGAAGAUCAGUGGUGUGUCGAGUGCGGCUGUGAUGUCUUUUGAGGCGCCUCAAAAGAAUUUUGAGGCGCCUCAACGAAGAUCAGUGGUGUGUCGAGUGCGGCUGUGAUGUCUUUUGAGGCGCCUCAAAAGAAUUUUGAGGCGCCUCAACGAAGAUCAGUGGUGUGUCGAGUGCGGCUGUGAUGUGGGAAUGUUCACAA